AUGGGGACUUGGGGCUCUACCGCUGCUCAUGAUGAUUCUGAGAGAAUUGCCAUCGACGACAUGAAGAAUAUGAUCAAUCAAGUUGUCCCUCCCAAAGAUCGUGGAACGUCCUGGUAUCGUAAAGCCAUGGCUACUAUCGACAAACCUAUUGUCAAAGGGAAGUUCUGCCGCAUUGGAAAGUUCGGUCCCAGUCAGAACAUGCAAAAGAACUACCUUACUUCCAAAGUUGGAGUUAACAUUGCCGAAGAGUAUCUCAACAAGCCACUUCCACCUCUUCCUCAAUCACCAUAUUUUGAAUACAUGUUUGCGGAUGCUGGUAUCGAAUCCAAGAAGCCCAGUGCCCAAAGUUCAGAUGAUGAUCAUGGUGGCCUUGGUGAACUUGCUGCCCAAUUCGCUAUUACACCGUCUGGUGUUGAUAUCUCCACCAAAGCAACCCAAGCCUUCUACAACAACUUCAAGGCUGCAGGAUCGCCAACGUCUUUCUAUGGGAAUGUCCAACAACGUCCAGGCUCUGAACUCAUCCAAUGCGAAUUCAGCUAUGGUCAGACCCAUCCAAAGCAGAAUGUCAUUCUUGCGCCAAAAUCCCAGAAGUCCAAGGCUGGCAAAACUAAUGGUUUCUUCCCGUCGUCCACCUUUCAGCAAAUGGUCACUGCACCAGCCGUCAAGUAUCCAAGCUCCGAUACCAUCCAGAGAGGUGCGUCAAAUGACAACGCAUCCAAGCUUUGUUCUCACAUGUUUCCAGUCACCAAGCGAAGUGCUCGAGACUCCUUCGUUACCAUGUCCACUCCCAAUGGCUCAAACGGCAGUCCAUAUCUCUUGUUCCCGUACUACAAAAUCAACCUCUUAUCCACCAAAAAGAUCCGCGUCGCACUCCAACAAAUUGAUCAGGAUGUCGAGCCCAUGCGCGCUGUCUCCAUCUACAGCAUCCCAUCCACACCCACUUAUUCUGUGAUCACCAUUGACUCUGACGAUGACGAUGUCAUUUUUGUCUCCGAACGCAAGCUUCCCCGAGCAGCUUUGACCGGAUACUCAGGCCAAUUCGAGAGCUACGAAACCGAAAUCCUACUUCCUCAUGCGCGUUCCCAUUCCCCCUGCCCCUUCACCACAGGCGACCCGCUCCACGCCAACAACGAAUUCACCCACAUCAACUUCAUACCAUGUCCCAUCUGGCCCGCGACAGAUUACACGCGCGACAACCUGUCCGGCCUGCCCGGCCUCACCGCCACUUUGAUCUAUGCAGAAAAGGAAUCUCAGCGUGCUGCCCAACGGCUCACCUGCACUCCAUCCGAAGAGAACCUGCGUCGCGAAGUCCAUCUCGAAUGUGCCUCUGCCCGUCUCGAAGGUGUUGCUGUCGGCCAAUAUCGCUACUAUCAGGGCCAUAUGAGCUUGGAGGAAUACAAGGCUGCGAGGAUGUGUAUUUGCUGGGACUUUUGCUGGUGCUCAAAGCUUUGUACUAUCUAUGCAGACGUGAAAUGCCCUUGCUCCAAAUGGAUUGUCUUGCACAAGGAUUAG
Messenger RNA from Rhinocladiella mackenziei CBS 650.93, 1512 nucleotides. RefSeq lists its product as uncharacterized. Bases 1 to 1512 code for a protein of 503 amino acids. The record is from RefSeq and is a predicted model, not a curated record. Lineage: Eukaryota; Fungi; Ascomycota; Eurotiomycetes; Chaetothyriales; Herpotrichiellaceae. The transcript is spliced from 4 exons.